Messenger RNA from Mus musculus (house mouse), 2308 nucleotides. It is a transcript of the gene Slc2a7, whose product is annotated as solute carrier family 2 (facilitated glucose transporter), member 7. Bases 502 to 1896 code for a protein of 464 amino acids. Gene Ontology annotation, cellular component: membrane; apical plasma membrane; plasma membrane. The transcript is spliced from 13 exons. Gene Ontology annotation, biological process: transmembrane transport. The record is from RefSeq and is a predicted model, not a curated record. Gene Ontology annotation, molecular function: transmembrane transporter activity. NCBI's taxonomy places the organism in Eukaryota, Metazoa, Chordata, Mammalia, Rodentia, Muridae.
AAGGUCCAGAGGGCAAGAGGAUCAUAUGGGAGGCCAACCUCAGGGAAACAGUAGACCCAGCAGGGCAGCCGGCAGAGCAGGGCCCCGUAGCAUCGGAGAGGCACAGCACACCUGUGCUGAAUACCUGAAUAAGGAUGGAGGACAAAGAGAUAGGGACACCUCUGCCCUUGCCACACUCGGAAGCGCGUCUGCAGCCCACACUAGUCCUGACUACCCUAAGUGCUGCCUUUGGCUCAGUCUUCCAGUAUGGCUACAACAUCGCCGUGAUCAACACACCUCACAAGGUGGGCACAAGGUGGUGCUGAGUUGUAUAUGAAAGGAGGCUGAGCAAGCCCUGAGGAGCAAGCCAGUGAGCAGCACCCCUCCAUCCAAGGCCUCUGCAUCAGCUCCAGCCUCCAGAUCCCUGCUGAGUUCUUGCCCUGACUUUUCUCAGUGAUGGGGUGUGACCUGAGACUUCUAAGCUGAAGUGAAACCUUUCCCUUCCGAGGUGUCUUUCUACAAAUGGUCCUGAAGUCGUUUUACAAUGACACGCACUUUGAGCGACACGGAACAUUCAUGGAUGAGAGUACUCUGCUGCUCCUGUGGUCUUGCACGGUCUCCAUGUUCCCUCUGGGAGGGUUGCUGGGGUCCUUGGUGGUUGGCCUGAUGGUCAAUAAGUGGGGCAGAAAGGGAACACUGUUGAUCAACAAUGUCUUCGCUAUAACCUCUGCCGUCCUGAUGGGAGUCAGCAAGGUGGCCCGGGCUUUUGAGCUGAUCAUCCUGUCUCGAGUGCUGGUGGGAAUCUGCGCAGGCAUCGCUUACAGUACUCUUCCCAUGUACCUGGGAGAACUGGCUCCCCAGAACCUUAGGGGUGCAUUAGGGACAAUGACGGAGGUAUUCGUCAUCAUCGGAGUCCUCUUGGCUCAGAUUUUCAGCCUGCAGGCCAUCCUGGGUAAUGCCACAGGCUGGCCAAUCCUCUUGGCUCUCACGGGGGUCCCUGCAGUGAUUCAGCUCCUCUCUCUGCCCUUCUUCCCUGAGAGCCCCCGCUACACUCUGAUUGAGAAAGGAGACGAGGAGACGGCUAGACAAGCUCUAAGGAGGCUGCGAGGUCAAAACUACAAUGUGGAGGCCGAGAUGGAAGAAAUGCGCACAGAGGAGCGCACCGAGCAAGCCGAGGGUCGUCUGUCCGUACUCAACCUCUUCACCUUUCGGCCCCUGCGCUGGCAGCUGAUCUCUAUCGUUGUGCUCAUGGCGGGCCAGCAGCUGUCCGGGAUCAACGCGGUCAACUACUACGCAGAUGUCAUCUACACCUCAGCUGGUGUGGACCCCACCCAGUCCCAGUAUGUGACCCUGGGCUCUGGUGUCAUCAACUUGGUGAUGACUCUCGUCUCGGCCGUUAUCAUAGAGCGUUUGGGGCGACGGAUUCUCCUGCUGUCUGGCUAUGCCAUCUGCUGCUCUGCCUGCCUGGUACUGACCGUGGCACUCCUCCUCCAGAGCACGGCCCCUGAGCUGUCUUACCUUAGUAUCGUCUGUGUGUUCUCCUACAUCGUGGGACAUUCCAUAGGACCCAGUCCUGUCCCCUCGGUGGUGAGGACAGAGAUUGUCCUGCAGUCCUCUCGGACAGCCGCCUUCACUGUGGACGGGGCUGUGCACUGGCUCACCAACUUCAUCGUGGGGUUGACGUUUCCAUCCAUCCAGGUGGCCAUCGGAGCCUACAGCUUUCUCGUCUUCGCUGGCGUCUGUAUCCUCACUGCUGCUUAUAUCUACGUGGUAAUCCCUGAAACCAAGGGCAGGACAUUUGUAGAGAUAAACUGUGCUUUUGCCAAGAGAAAUGGAGUGGAGUUUCCAGAAGAGAAAGAAGUAGCCACGGCCAAGCCUCACACACCGUCUCUGCCUACCAAGGAAACAGCCUUUUGACAGCUCCGAGGACCCAUACAUAGUUCCUUCUCUGAGAAGGGAUCUCGGGGGCCAGACCUUCAGGGAGGGUAACAGCUCUGAGACAUUGGUGCUCCCAUAGCAACCGGAAGACUUUGGAAAACACAGCCCCCGGUUUACUUGGCAGGGUGUUGGCUUCAAGGCUAAACAUGAGAGGGAAGGCGUAGGCGGAAGAGGGCUUAAACGAGUGCUGAUUGAUAGGAGCGGAUUCUCUGAUUCUAUAUUAAUUCCAAAACUUACAUGAGGUAUGGGUGCAUUUUUUUAAGCUAAAGCUUUAUAAGUUCAGGGUAUUCACUUCAUGUUACUAUAAGAAAAUAAUUGGGGCAAUUAACUGAUUUUUUUUAAGAUAGGCUGUGCAGUAGUGGCGCACGCCUUUGAUCCCAGCACUCAAGAG